AUGAUCGCAAUUCCAUUGCUGGUCGGCUGGCUGUGCCUUUUGCUGGCCGCAGCGCUCAUGGCAUUGAGAAAGACUCGCCGAAACUUACCGCCAGGACCAAGGCGACUACCCAUCAUUGGAAACCUCCUGGACAUGCCACCAGCUGGCGGGCGCAAUUGGGAGCACUAUGCCAAGCAGAACGAGCUACACGGACCAAUAUCAUCCCUUACCGCAUUUGGUACCACUGUCAUUCUCUUGCAUGAUUUUGAGCUUGCACAGCAAUUCCUGGAAAAGAGGGCAGUCGUAGUCUCGGGCAGACCACGACCAUUCUUUCUGACAGAGAUGUGCGGUUGGGUUAGCAACAUGGGCUUCAUGGGCUACAACCAACGUCUGCGUGCAAUGCGGAGGCACAUGUACUCCAACCUUGGCACGCAGGCGGCGAUGGUCAAGUAUGGUGAUAUGCAAGAUAUCGAAACCCGACGGUUUCUGUUGCGUUGGUCGAAUGAUCCUGCGAGGUUCUUGGACCAUAUCAAGAGCGAGGCUGCUGGGAUAAUGCUGAAGAGCAUCUAUGGCUACACGCUCAACUUGGAAGGCACAGAUCCCAUCAUCACGAUCGUAGAGGUGGCCAUUGCGGACGCUUUGAUAGCUGGCCAGCCCGGAGCAUGGCUGGUAGAUUUCGUUCCAGCGUUACGCUACCUGCCCGACUGGUUUCCUGGCACAGACUUCAAGCAAGUCGCUAAAGAGAUCACCACAACAAUGCGAGACCACUCAGGAAAGCCCUGGGAGGUUGUCAAGCACCAAAUGGCAAAGGGGACCUACGAUUCAUCCUUUGUCUCGCGCCUACACGAGCAGGCAGGUGGUGAACUGACCGGUGAAGAUGCUGAAGUAGCAAAGUGGGCAGCGAAUGGACUUUACGGUGGCGGUGCCGAUACUACUGUCUCAUCUAUCAUGGCGUUCUUUCUACUCAUGACGCAUCACCCUGAGGCUCAACAACGGGCACAGGACGAGAUUGAUCGCACCGUUGGCCAGGAUCGUCUCCCAGGUCUAGAGGAUCGUGGCCAUCUGCCGUAUACAGAAGCGAUCGUCAGUGAAGUCCUACGCUUCCAUACCCCAGCACCAGAGGGUUUGCCUCAUGCUACUACUGAAGAUUGUGAGCUUGAGCGAUACUUCAUACCGAAAGAUGCUGUAGUCAUUCCCAACGUGUGGCUGUUUGCCCAUGAUCUAGCAACAUACCGCGACCCUUUUAACUUCAACCCGGACCGCUUCCUGGGCAACCACCCCGAGCUCGACCCGCGAGCGUUCAUCUUUGGGUUUGGCCGCCGUAUCUGUCCAGGUCAACUGCUCGCCAACUCGAAUCUGUUCUUAACACUCUCGCGCACUCUCGCUGCUUUCAACAUUGGCAAGCCAGUAGACAGCGGUGGUCAUGAGUAUACACCACCGCUGGACUUCGAGCAUGGCUUCAUCAGCCACCCUGUACCGUUCGAGGCUCGUAUUACGCCUAGAACCGAGAGGUACCGAGAAAUGAUAUUGGAAGUUGAGAGAACACAUCCAAUUGGUAAAGGGAGUUCUGAGGAUAUGGAAGCUCUGAAGGAGUGGUAG
Fulvia fulva is the source of this 1578-nucleotide messenger RNA. Its product is annotated as Cytochrome P450 monooxygenase. The transcript has 7 exons. NCBI's taxonomy places the organism in Eukaryota, Fungi, Ascomycota, Dothideomycetes, Mycosphaerellales, Mycosphaerellaceae. Gene Ontology annotation, molecular function: oxidoreductase activity, acting on paired donors, with incorporation or reduction of molecular oxygen; monooxygenase activity; heme binding. The coding region runs from base 1 to 1578 and encodes 525 amino acids. The record is from RefSeq and is a predicted model, not a curated record.